AUGACUCAAUCGCAAACGCAAAAUGGCUCUUCCAGCCAAAAGAAACUCCACCUCAUCGGCAUCGGUGUGGGCCACAGCAUCGCACCACUUAUGCACAACUACAUAUGCAAAACCCUCGACAAACCAUGGACCUUUGUAGCAACGGAAGCACCGACCAUCGAAGCAGCAAUGGACAUCAUGACAGCUCCGGACUUUGCAGGCGCAGUCGUCACGAUGCCAUACAAGAAAUCCGUAAUGUCUCAUUUGGACGGCCUGGACCCUUUGGCUGUCAAACUCGGUGCUUGCAACAAUGUUUACAUCAGGCCUGAUGGAAAGUUGCAGGGCACAAAUACAGAUUGGAGAGGAAUCAAGGGGUGUUUGCUUGCAGCCAGCGACAAGGGUGUGGGUAAGCCAGCUAUGAUUGUCGGAGCUGGAGGUGCAAGUCGCGCUGCUGUGUAUGCAUUGGCUGUUGAGCUUCAAAGCCCAGUCCUCUACGUGGUCAACCGCGAUGUCCAGGAAGUCGAGGACUUGGUCACCGACACUCAAGCCUUGCUCUCAAGUCCUGACUCGGGAGAGCCAGUCUGCAAAAUCAUCCACAUUCAAAGUGUUGAGCAAGCAAAAGAUCUGCCAGCACCACACUACAUCGUGUGUUGUGUUCCUGACAGCGUACCAAACACCCCAUCAGAGAAGAUGGCCAUCAAGAUCUUCGACUACUACCUGGCAAACACAAAGGAACGGGGAGUCUUCCUCGACAUGUGUUUCAAGCCCAGAAUAACCAGGAAAAUCAAGUUGGCCAAAGCACAUGGUUGGCAAAUCGUUGAAGGCACGGAGAUCAUCGGACAUCAGAUUCAGGAGCAGUACAGGGUAUGGAUCAGCCCAGAGUCGGACGCAGAGGUCAUUAGCCCGCAGUUGGCCAGUGAUGCCUGGGUUACCUUGAGAAAGGCCGCAGGAGAGAGCACAGGCAUCAACUUCGAGGUUGACGAGUUGGUAAUCGAGUGA
Molecule: messenger RNA, 978 nt
Organism: Aureobasidium namibiae CBS 147.97
Lineage: Eukaryota; Fungi; Ascomycota; Dothideomycetes; Dothideales; Saccotheciaceae
Product: shikimate
Exons: 1
Coding region: 1-978 (325 amino acids)
Biological process (GO): shikimate metabolic process; chorismate biosynthetic process
Molecular function (GO): shikimate 3-dehydrogenase (NADP+) activity
Source: RefSeq, a predicted model, not a curated record